UGACAUGCAUCGAGUAACGCGAUGAUUGCAUAUCAAACUUAUUCCAUACAUUUAUGAACAUUUGCUCUUUUUAGCGCCUAGGCCUACGCGGACACAUUUUAAUGUACUGCGCAUGCGAAUCAAUCCCAUAUAUGGAUUUUCAAAAUGGCGGAUACGACUCGUGUAAAACGUGAGUCAAAAUUUCCAGUGAGGUAUAUGCAGGAAUUUUCCUCGGAUUUUGCUUCAAAGCAAAGAAAAUCGUCAAAGAAAGACAAUAAUCUUUAUGACG
Messenger RNA from Actinia tenebrosa (Australian red waratah sea anemone), 268 nucleotides. RefSeq lists its product as uncharacterized. The record is from RefSeq and is a predicted model, not a curated record. Lineage: Eukaryota; Metazoa; Cnidaria; Anthozoa; Actiniaria; Actiniidae.